AGAUGUAUAGACUGAGUCUCGCUCCUUGACAACUCAUCGGCAGUGCUCUGGCACUUAACACAAUUGUCUUUCUCAAGACAAUCUGCUGGGCGCGUACUCCUGGUGAUGGCAGAGAGCGACUGGAUAUAUUCACUGUGUGGUUCUGGCAGCGGGGGAAUAUAACACAACCAGUCACCUUGACGACGGUUCCAUUCACUCGACAUCACUGAGGCCCGGCUAACACAACCACAACUUCACAUUUCGUGGUUGUCUCUGAAGCCGUAAACUACACAGCACGUGACAUCACGAAGACCUACCGCAACCAUGAGUCUGAGCAGAAAGGCUCCCAGUGCCUACGGAGGCGGCUACAGUGACGCUCUCAGAGAGCGGAUCAACAACACCAUCAUCCCGGAGAAAGUCAAAUGUGCCAGCUGCAAGAAGUACCGUACUGUGGCCUCUUACUCCAAGCGCCAGCAGGAAAUCAUUCGCCAUGCCAUCGUGCUUCAGGGCAAGCGAGCCGCUGACGGCGGAUGCGAGGCCCGCUGUCGCCAAUGCAUUGGUGGAUGCAUCGUCGAGCUCAAAUGUUCUAUCUGCGACAAGACCAAGACUCUGGAUCAUUUUGCGAAGAACCAGCGUGGAGAUCGUGACACCGCGAGAUGCCUGAACUGUGUUCAGAACGCCCUGGAGGUGGAUCCAAUGCCAGAAAGACAGCGGCAGUUCUCAGGCAACCUUACGGCUACGGCCAGCGGCACUUCAACUAGCCAGGGUGGAGUGACUGCUUUGACUCAAUCCGCCAAGAAGAUGAACAUCGCUGACAACCACUCCUUCGAUGACGGUGCCGAUGACGAGAAUGCUGGCGGCGAGGACGGGGCCCGCAAGAACGAUCGCGAGUACGCGGGACACGGCCCUGAUGGCCAGAAGUUUCAGGUUGCCACUCUGGACAAGAAAGUUCCGGAGACCCGUUAUGAAGAUUAUUUCAACAACGAGCCUGAGAAACUCCAGCCCGACAAACCCGAUGGCAAAUGGGCCAAGAUCCCUGGCAGACGCAUUCCUAAGGGCAAGGAGCCUUCCAUGCGUGUUCCCGAGCCUAACGACGAUAUCGUCGCCUCGGACGAGGAUGAAGACGAAGAAGAUCUCGAGAAUUGGCUGUAAGCGGGCCACGCGCCGGUACACAGGUGCACUCCAGGUACAACCAGGGGUACAUAUACAGACCCAGGGGAAAGCUUCUUGAUCGUUCUACUAACGUCUUUCUCUCUUUCGUUCUCUGUUUACAUGUUGCCUCUGCCUCUUGUUUUUUUUUUUUUUUUUUU
Aspergillus aculeatus ATCC 16872 is the source of this 1289-nucleotide messenger RNA. RefSeq lists its product as uncharacterized. Bases 304 to 1131 code for a protein of 275 amino acids. NCBI's taxonomy places the organism in Eukaryota, Fungi, Ascomycota, Eurotiomycetes, Eurotiales, Aspergillaceae. The record is from RefSeq and is a predicted model, not a curated record. The transcript has 7 exons.